AUGUCGCAGAUUUACAGAUGGCUGUUUGGGCCGCCCAUUCCGGUGGACGCCCAUGAAACGGACCCGACGCUGCUCAAGGAGCACUCUACGCUCAAGACGUACACCACUAGUCGCUGUGAAUACAAGGACAUUCGCGUGUUUUUCCGCCAGCAUGUCAAGGCGGCCCAGUUACCGAAAAGUCCAGCGCCGCUGCCUUUGCUGGUGUGCAUCCCCGGCCUGGGCGGCUCAGUCGCGCAGUUCCACCCUCUGCUGAACAGCCUCGUGGACAUGGCGCCGUGCCUGGCCAUUGAUCACCCGGGUGGAGGACGGUCGGCCUUUUCGCAGAAACGCUGGGACGCGUACACGAUGGAGGCGCUCGCAGAGCUAUUGGAAACGAUUAUCGAGGACCACCGCGACAAGGAUGCCGGGCAACAGGUGGUUCUAAUUGGCCACAGCAUGGGAACAGGACUUUCCGCCAUGCUGGCAAGCAAGAAGACGGCUCACACCACGGAUCUCGUGAACCACAUUGUCGGGUUCAUUGCCAUUUGCCCCUCUGCCGGUCCUUUGGGCGAAUCUACAUCGCUAUGGGUACGUAGGCUGCUUUGGGUGCCGGGCUGGGUCUUUGCCCUGUGGCGACUCUGGGAUGGACGAGGUGGCCCAAACAGCCUGUCCAUUGCGCGCUUCGCGGGCGCCCAGGCUUCACCUGAGCUGCGACUACUCCAGUACCGUUUCAAUCAGCAAAGCCGAACCCCCGUCUUUCGCCGCAUGGUUGGCGCCGCUGCGCCCUCGUACGAGGAUGGCAAACCGGUGGGCGGCAUGCCUACGACGGACAUUUGGAGCGAGCUUGAUAUCCCGCUCUACCUCAUCGGCGGCGAGGCUGACCAUGUGACUCCGACUAAGAACGUGGACAAGAUUAUCAAUGCAAUCAAGACGAAGCAGGCUGCCCAAGACGGCGCAAUGACGCCGACAGAGCACGUGAGCAAGGCUGCUGAGCCAGUCGGCGCAAGGCUGCAGCCCGACGACCACGACCUCUCGCGCUCCAUUGUCAACAUAACGGAGGAAGACUUCGCAACAGCCAAAUCUGACGCUGGCACGGACGACUCGCGCCACGACCCAUCAACUCCCCUGGAAUCUCCCACCGCCAUCCCGCCGCAGCCUGAGCACCCGGCCAUGGUGGUGCAGUCCAUCAUCAUCCCUGCGCCGGCCAACCACACGCUCCUCUACGCGCCGCGCGGAUCGCGCAUCCUCGCCGGCCUCAUUGCCGACUUCCUCGCCAACAACAUCACCGGCCGGCUCUCUCUCGCCUGGCAGCUGCAGUAUCUCAGCCAGGAAGGCAAGUGGGACGUCAAGAACCUCGCCAAGUGGCAGUCGGUCCUGCCCGUGUCCGCAGCCAUCGGCCCGCCCGGCGCCAGCCACCCGCCCAUUUUCCGCGCCAUGAAGACGCUGCGCGAGGCCGACGACGUCCACAGCCCGGCCGAGUUUACGGCGCGCUGGAGCCGCGUCGUCAAGGACGUGAUUGACAUCUCCAAGGACCAGCCCGUGUACGACGCCCAGGGCCUCGAGCGCGCCGGCAUCCACUACCACAAGUUCCCGACCGUCUCCAAGAUUCCGCCCGCCGCGGACGACGUGGCGGCCUUUAUCGCGCUCGUCGACGCGAUCCGCGCGCGGCAGGCCGACCGCGCCGACGCCGAGGGCUGGGACGACGAGACGCGCAGGAAUGUCGUCGUCGGCGUCCACUGCCACUACGGGUACAACCGCACCGGGUACCUUGUCGUCUGCUACCUGGUUGAGCGCUGCGGCGUCUCGGUGCAGGAUGCGAUUGCGCUGUUUAAAAAGGCCAAGCCGAAUGGUAUCCGGCACUCGCAUUUCCUGGAUAAGCUGUAUGUGCGGUACGACUUGGAUGCCAAGGACAAGGACACUACUGCCUGA
Messenger RNA from Akanthomyces muscarius, 1908 nucleotides. RefSeq lists its product as uncharacterized. NCBI's taxonomy places the organism in Eukaryota, Fungi, Ascomycota, Sordariomycetes, Hypocreales, Cordycipitaceae. Gene Ontology annotation, molecular function: protein tyrosine/serine/threonine phosphatase activity; mRNA guanylyltransferase activity. The transcript has a single exon. The record is from RefSeq and is a predicted model, not a curated record. Bases 1 to 1908 code for a protein of 635 amino acids. Gene Ontology annotation, biological process: 7-methylguanosine mRNA capping; protein dephosphorylation.